CAAAACAUAAUAAUUACUUUAAGAUGAAAUUCACUAGUUACGAUUGUCAAUAUUGCCGUGCACACACUAUAGAAUUAAAUAUCGCCGUGCGCACACAUUAUGAAAUAUAUAUAAGUUUCAUCGAAAUCUUGAAACAUUGUAGUAAAGAAGAAGUGGCAUCUUAUCUCGUGAUUCAUUUAUUAGUCACAGUAUUUCAUGUAUCCUGGCCGCAUUUCAUAGAAUUAUCUAAUUAGUGAUCCAAAUGAAGAUCGCAUCAAUAAGACACAUCUAUUUUUUCGGGUAGACCGAUAAUUUUAUCAGCACGGCAGAGUGUACACCGGGCUUUAUUCGGGCACCGUGAAUACUGGCAUCGUAACGGACAGAGAGAGCAAGAGAGAGAGAAAAGCAAACAGAGAAAAAGAGAGAGAAGACAAGUGAGAAAGACAGAAAAGCGUCGGCGAUACUGUCAAAGAAGGAGAAUGAUAUAGCGAAGGGGAGAGGGAACUGCGGGUCGUCAGUGCCAGGCUGCGAGAGGGGUGGGAGACGUCGGUCGGCUCGGGAGAGGGAGGGAAACGCGUAAACAGAGAGUCAACAUGUAAACAGGCCACUCGCGAGACAAACAACGUAGGGGCCGCGGGCUGUUCGCCGCCGAACGAGGCAAGCAGGCAGGAGGCAGGCAGGCCGGCACACAGACAGGCAAGAAAUUUUCGCGAAAGUUUUUGAAUUAUUUGAUAAAGACGUUUAAUAGAAAAAUUUAACAUGCAGCAAGUGUUAAUUUUGAUUGCGAUACUUUUGUAAUGCUAAAUUGUUCAUUGACAAUAAUCGGAAACAUAUUAACAAAAUACAAUAACGCGACAUAGAAGAGAGGAAGAUUCGAUAAUGAACAAUAGGUGAAUUUUCAAUUAUUCAGUGCAUCAGUGAUACGUUGCAUUGCACGUCGCGUACAAAUGUGCUACAAGAAGAGUGCAUAUAGUGAUGAGGAAUACACGUAUCCAUGAGGCCCGUGUGAAAAGCACAGACUUUCAGGGAAAGUUGAUCGCAUGUUUUGCACGUUUUAAAUCACUUUGGUCAGUGGUGUAUACUUCCCUGGCUUCUGAGACACAGUGACGUGGCUUGUUGAUGGACACAUUGGUGAAAAUCCGUUUGACAACGGUUCGUGGGGAAAGGAGCAUUUUCAGCCAUCGACAGUUCCCUGGCAGCUGAAUCCACGCGGCCACGGUCGUCCUAGUGACGAUGGCAUAAUGGAUCAUGACACAGACGGAGACGGCGCGAUCAACUUGUCAACGUCACAGCGACCCUCCGCCGCCACUACCCCUAAUGGUGAUACUCCCACUUACGGCCAAGAUCAACAAGACAACGAUCAGGCUACUUCGCUGUUUGCAGCCCUGAAACAGCAACAACAACAAUCUCGCGACAGCGUCUUCUCGUCGCGGGAUCGCGAUUGUCGCGACAGGGAUCGCCUGUCUACGACUCGCAAUCGUGACUCCGGCAGGGGUAACAUUGCGGAGACCGGCGGCGGCAACGGGGCUGCUGAUCAACAGCAGCAGCAGCAGCAGCAGGAUCUUAGUAUCGAGUAUCAAAGCAAUGGGAAGCUCAGUCCCGCCGGACACGUAGUGACAGCAGCACCCAUGACCCAGCAAAAGCAGCCAAUUAUCACGCAGCAGUCGCAACAGCCCAGCUCGGGGGCGCCAGGGCCCCAACCUAGUCCGCAUCAGAGCCCGCAAGCCCCACAGAGAAGUUCACCGCCAAAUCCUUCCCAGGGCCCGCCACCCGGUGGCCCGCCAGGGGCACCGCCGUCACAGACUCCUUCGCAGAUGAUGCUCAGCUCGGCGAGCGGCCUCCAUCAAAUGCAACAGCUGCUGCAACAACACAUACUCAGCCCUACGCAGUUGCAAUCCUUUAUGCAGCAGCACACGUUGUACAUGCAACAACAACAACAACAGCAUCAUCAGGAUUCAUCUUCCGAUCAUGCAUCUAACCAAGAACGUUUUGGCUACUUUUCUUCUUUAAAAAACCAUCAGCAUCAACUUGCGGAACUCAAUAAAAAACAAUUGGAGCAAGGGAUGCAGCAACUGCAAGAACAGUUGCAGCUGAAUUUAUUUCAGCAGACGCAUUUAUUGCAAACAGCAGACAAGAAGAAGGCAUCGGCGCCUCUCCAACAACUAGCGAUUCAACAGCAGCAGUUAAUACAGCAAUUACAAAUAACACAGAGGCAAUAUUUGUUGCAACAAGGGCUGAGUCUUCAAGGCCACAAUCCUUCUUCAGGUUUGCCACCAAAUGAUAAUCUAUCGUCAUGGAAAUCAGAGCCAUCGGAUACCCCGGAAUCCCACCAAAAUUCCAGCGUGCCGAAAUCCAACUCCGGAUUGAAUGGCAUUCUGAAUUCGAUAGCUUCGAGCCGGCGAUCCGAGGUGAAUGGCACAACGCCAAUGGAUGAGAAACCGUUGGACGCCUCCUGCAAUGAUAAAGUUCACCCCCUCUAUGGCCAUGGGGUUUGCAAGUGGCCAGGCUGUGAAGUAAUUUGUGAAGACUAUCAAGCAUUCCUUAAACACUUAAAUACAGAGCACACGUUGGACGACCGAUCGACAGCGCAAGCCAGGGUUCAGAUGCAAGUAGUAUCACAGCUAGAAAUUCAAUUGCAAAAAGAACGAGAUCGAUUAGGCGCUAUGAUGCAUCAUCUACAUAUGGCGAAACAGAUGGCUUCUCCGGAACCACCAAAAUCAUCCGAAUCAUCGACGGGCUCGAAUUUACCAAAGUUGAAUUUUUCCACUGCGCUGAUGAGUCAGCCGCCACCUAACUUCGGGGUCUCUCAGGUAUCACCGGUAUCCAUGUCCGCUCUGGUGUCCGCUGUGAGGUCACCCGGCGGUGGUCAACUACCCCCAUCGGCUGGCGGUGCUCCGAUACCGCCACUUCCGACCAUACCUAACAUGUCCGGUUUACCGCCGAUGCCCAAUAUGCCCGGCAGCAUGCCAAGCAUGGCUGGUCCAAUUAGACGGCGUAUCAGCGACAAAUCAGCUCUUUCUUUGGCAGGAGGACUGUAUGACGAGGGCACUGUAAGGCGCAGAGUAUCCGUCGAUAGAUCUGGAUUAGAUAUUAACGAAGAAAUUCAACGAAAUAGGGAAUUCUACAAGAAUGCAGAUGUCAGACCACCAUUCACGUAUGCAUCCUUAAUUCGGCAGUCCAUCAUUGAAUCUCCCGAGAAGCAGCUGACGCUCAAUGAAAUUUACAACUGGUUCCAAAAUACAUUCUGCUACUUCCGGCGCAACGCAGCAACGUGGAAGAACGCGAUCCGCACCAAUCUAUCAUUGCACAAGUGUUUUGUGCGCUAUGAGGACGACUUUGGGUCAUUCUGGAUGGUGGACGACGCCGAGUUCGUAAAGCGGCGGCAUCUGUCCCGCGGCCGCCCCAGGAAAUAUGACCCAACCCCAUCACCCACUCCACCCCACCUCUCCGCACAGGGUGUCCCGUCAAAGAGUCCAACUCUAACGCACAGCCCUACCAUGUACGGUGAUGCGCUUAAUGCCAAUCUGCAGUAUUUUCAGGCGCUCGGGGAGUCUAAUAUGGGAUUUUUGAACAAUCCAAUGUGCACGUCGACAGCGACAAGUCCCGAUAAAGAACAUGUGUUACCUCAUAAUGAUUUAAUGUCGCCGCUGGAUGAACCGGCCAUGCACAUAAAACAGGAGAGCCAGAGCCCGGAAGGAGGAAAGCACACGAGAUUAAUAAAGCGCGAGCUACCAGACGGUCCCAUGGAGCAAGAGACGGAGGAGGAUCAAACGGACGAUAGAGAAUACUCGGAGAGUCACGGCCACGAUUCCGGUCAGGACGAGGACAUUGCGGAGGACCUAUCGAUGGCGCCCGACAUAAUGAUCCCGGAGGAUCAGGUCGAGGCGUAGUAUCAUUUCGCCGCGACAACAAGCCAGUAGACACGAGAUGUAUACAAGGUGUCCCGUUUAUUCGGUCAUGAGAGGAGCAUUCUAUGGCCUCUUUGGCCAGAGUAAAGACGGUAGACAGAGGGAAAAUGAACAGAGGGAAAGGAUGGCAAGCGGAGAAUAAUGGAAGUAAAGGGUCGAAGAGGACGAUGAAGGCCCCCCCAGGACCACCCACCCCCUCCACACUUCUCCUUCGUACGAAUCCCCCUCAACGUAUCAUAUCUGUACCGCGACGCCCCAAUCGCGGCUUUAAGGUAACGAGAAGGAGCCAAGCGCGAAUGCAUCGAGAAAAAGACACUGAACGAUGAUGAAGGUGACGAGCGUAUUGUCGGAUGAUGUAAGCGCGAAAAUCUCGACGAUAUUCGGGGAGCGAUCCUUCGAUCCAUAUCUUUACUCAAGCAAUUGCGAACAACGAUGUAUUUUAUUUUCCUCUCAAUCUUUUCCGUUCCGGAGCCGCGGUUAUAUCUCUAAUAGACAUAUACAUAAAUAUAUGCAUAUACAUAUACAUAUAUAUAUAUAUAUAUAUCUCGUGUACAUUGCAUUAGAAAUUAAUGUGGCGACAAUGGGGCACAGGUGGUGCCCUUGGGUCUUGUGGUCGGCGCGUUUUUAUCGGCGAACGUCCCCGGGAAAUAUCCUUCGCCGGAGGAACCGAUGUAGCCUUGCGAUUAUACAUUUUGGCAAUUAUACGUGGCCGACAUAUGUGAAUAAAUAAAAUUUGAAUACAGCGGUCGGCGCCGCAACGUAACAAAUCUUCAAACUUUUUUUUGCAUUAUAUUACGCAAACACGCAAUAUAAAUUUUUGUUAAAUAAUUGAAAAAUUAUUACACACAUAUGUUAUAUAUGAAAAAGUUUCUUUACGUAAUUGAGAAAUUAACUACGCUAUUUACAUCGCAUAUAUCAUGUUUUUAUAUUUUAAAAAGUAAGAUUGUUUUUAUUUUGUUAUAUGAAUGAAUUAUAAUACUAAUUAAAAAAAAUAAUUCAAAAAUUUGAAUGCGAAAGAUGUUUGAUGCGAGAGACAAUGUGCUACGCUUGUUUAUUCAAGCAGUCCAGAUUCGAAUUUUUCGAUUAAAAAAAAAAAGAGAGAGAAUCGCCAGGAAGCAUCGCGCGGUUCCAUCGGAGAAGUGAGUCGAUCAGAGAGUCCGGCGGGAUUGAAUCUAGGAAAUAAAUCGAUGAAGCCGUGGUGGUGGUGGUGGUGGGUACGUACGGGAGCGACUGAGUUUAGUCUUUAAGUUUAGGCGUUCGUUUUUGACGAACGAAGAGCAAUGCUAGUACUGUUCUCGCGACUAAGCGGGUCCUACCGUCUCGAAGAGACCCAGUAUCAGACAAGUUAAUCUAAGAAUCGCAUCCGAGUGACGAGACCGGAUGCGUCCCGGCGUACCCGUCCGCUACUGUUGGUAGCACUCUGUAUAGUUCUAGCAAAGUUGAUCGUAAGUAGUUUCGUAUUCAUUAAACGGUAAUUAAUACGCUCGAACACACAGAGACGGUCGAGAUAUUUGUAAAUGAGCGCUACGAUAUGACACACACGCGCGCGCGACGAUCUUUCAAAUUACUUUCCGAUCGAGCCGGUCAGGAUCCGUGAUGCAGAGCGAUAUAAUAGAUGAACGUAGCUCUGCGAGACGAUCGAAGAAUGUUACGAACGGGGACAAGUGGGAAGAUCGCUAACGCGACGUUUUUAUAUUUACAUACGCGUAUUACGGUAUGUUAUACGGCAAAUAAAAUUUCACAUUUUAUGCAAACAUUAGCAGUCUUUUUGUACGAUGUAUUUAACUUUGCCAUUUCCAUAUAUAAGGUAUAAGAUAGACUCAGCACCCCGUGGCGAGAUGGUGCUUUUCAAGUUCCAAUGCAUUGAAAGCUAGUAUUUCAAUGUUUUGGAUAAUUGACAUAAAAUUUCGAACUGUUAGGUAUUGUGCGCGUUCAAGAAGAUUAUAUUAGAGUUAUUAGCACUUCCUUCUGUGAUACGUGACGAAUAUAGUAAGACCUCUAUAUUUAAUUAUAUAAAUAUAUAUAAUUAAGGGACUUAUAUAUAUACGUUACAAGUCGUUUUUGGUUGCUAAGUCUAUUGUAUAUCAAUAUUAUCGAUCAAUUACAGGCAAUUAAUAUGUGCCAUAUGCUAUUGAGAUAUGUAUGAAAAAAUACUACGUAAAAAAACGCUAAAGUAUCACGUUAAUGAUCUCCCUACUUCUCUAAACAUGAAGUCUAUAAAUAAAAGUACACUAUGUAUGCAUAUAUACAUAUAUUAAUACGUAUACGUAUCGAAAUUAUAAGGAAUUAGAUGUCGAUAAUCCUCUCCAUCAAACUUUUUUCCCAUCCUCGUCCAAUCCUAGUCCUACUAUAUACACACACACACACACACCACCCUCGAGGCCAGUAGAUUUCUUCUAAAGAGUGCGUGGUCUCGGAUCCCAGAAACAAGUAUAGAAAGCGCACUCAUAUCGGUACUAAUACUUUGAAUUGUUAGAAUCUACCAGUAACACGGACAAAUUCAAAUCUGUCUUGAAGCAUCAGUGUAUUUUUUUGGUCUCCGUAUAUGUUUAACGAUAAAUAUUCGUCAAGCUUAGAAGCUGGUUUAGUUGCCAUCGUAAAGCGCCUAUAUCAUCUUUGCACACUGUGACUGAUGGAGACGGAAAAUAUAAUUGUGUAUUUUAUUAGAUCAUAACAAGACGGUUAUGUGCAAUUUGGAAAAUUAUUAUUUGCACAAUUUGGGAAAAUAACGCAAAAAUAUAUUUUGUGAAUAUUUAAUUUCAAGUUAAAUGGCGUAAUUUUACUGCGUUGUAGAAUAUCGUGACAAUUUCUUUUGGACACAAAUUUGAAAGAGGAUUUUAUAUAUUUCCACGUUUACUUAUUAUCAUAGUUAUUCAAUCUUAGUUUCCGUUGUAAUUAAUGAAUAUAAUUUUAUUAAACGUUAUUAUGUGUAUGCGUACACAGCAAUAGAUAUUGAUAUUUCAAUGAAGAUACAAAUAUAUAGAGUCUAGGAGUUUAUAAACUUUUACAGUGAAUUUAUCAAAUUAAUCAGCAUUAUCUAAAUUAGCAUUAUCAGAAGAACAACGCAUCCUGGACUAUAUAUGCGAAAAAUGUUUCUCAUCAUCAGUGUAAAAUCUCUUUCUCUCUCUUAUAAACUUCUAUACUCUAUGAUAUUUGCAAAUAUUUAAUUUUAUUACCUUAGAUAAAUUACCUUGUCUCUGUUUGUCGAGGUACACAGAUGCCAUUUCGAGGAAAUAAACUAUAUUGCAGUGCGAAUGUACAGAUUAGUAUUUCUGUAACAAUCAAAUAAAAAUAAGAAGAUUGCAAUAUUAUUAAUAUAAUACAAAUAUUGUGAGUUUUAUAUUUUUUAAUCUUUUCGAUAUAAAUCGAUUAGACUUGUAUAGUUCAAGUAAUUUUUUUUUUUUCGUCAGCAAUCUGCAAUUUCUAUUAUUAAAAUUUUUCACAUUUGAUAUUCCUAAUAUACAUAGAGCAUCAAACAGCUUUAUUCGGUUUAUUGCAAACAUUAUUUUAUCAUCUUUAAGACUCUAAAUAUUAAGGAAACAUUACAUAUUUAUGUAAAUCAAGCACUUGUAUUUAUAUAUCAAGGAAAACUGGUCAUUUUUAAUUCAAGUUGUUAAUUCUUAUCUUUUGAAUUUUACAUUUUAAUUUAUAAAUAUUUUCAAUCACAAUUCAUAUUAUUAAAUGUUAUUAUUUAUCAAUCAACGAUUAAGUAAAUAUUAUACAGAAUUGCAAACAAGUCUUUUUAGUUUUCAAGUUACAAUAAUUUAAAAUUUCGUCCCAGCUUUAAUUAACAAAACAUACAUAUCUGCGUUAUGAGGCUUGACAAAUUUGUCGCUGAAUAAUUUAAAACACAAAACUAUUACAUAUAUUUGUCUUGAAUGUAAAUCUGCAGGGUUAAGGAAUAAUUAAAUCACAUAUGCGCGGAUAAAAGGAAAGAAAUAAAGAAGAAAACGCAAAUGCGAGAAAGAAUGGGAGUAUGUACGUGAAUGUGUGCAUUUGUAUGCAAGAAUGCCAUAAUAUAUAGUUCGGUAGCAGCUCGUUUACCGAUAAAACACGCGAGGUUUAAUUUGGCCUCGCUUUCGCGUAUGGUACUAUUAAUAAUCUAAGUCUAUAUGUACUAUAAAUUAAGAAAUUGAUAUACACACACACACACACACAUACACACACACCUACACAAUAUAGAAGACUCCUUUGUAAAUAAUUAAACUUAUCGAGGCAUUAGGAAUAUGUUAUUCAUGGAUGAAUGAAUGUGCCGAUGUCGCGGCUUGUACGUGCGUAUAUAUAUAUGUAUGAAUGUGUAUGGAUGUAAUUGCAUAUGUGAAUGCACGCGUAAUAUAUUCCGUAUCCCGUCUGCAUUUAAUUUCGACUCGAGAUCACGAAGUUCUCCUCGGGAGAUGAAAGACAUUUUCUCGUUUUGCCGGGUGAACGUUCGUCACGUCGCGAGAAAGAGCGGACCUGUCAACCGGAUAAUUAGUUAAUAAUCGGUUAAUUGAUCGAUCAUGCCGCGUCGCGUGACGUGUCCUGGGCGAGCUCCGCGCAAACACGUAGCUGUUUCUGUAUCUUUUGUAUUAUAGUGACAAUGUUAUACACAGAUGCUUUAUUACUAAUGUUUUUUUUUUUUUUUUUGUUAUGUUUGUUUGAUGAGAGCAAAUUGGAUUUAUUAGAUUUACGCGGACAUUGCGAUCGAUCAUUUCGAGAAGCUUCGAGCGAAUUGAUUAUUUCAUUAUUUUGCUUACACAAUGCUCUAGGAAUUAUAGCCGUUAAUCGUGCCGCGUAGGACUUUGCAAAAUGCUCGAAAAUAAUUGUUGAUAACGUACCCGAUAAGCGAUCAGGGUUCUUGAUGCAUUAUCUGGACAUUUAUUGUUUUGCUCUGAUAAAAGCGAUGGCGGUUCUGUGCAAUUAUAUCAGAUAGAAUAAAGCAUCCGACAUGAACUGUGCCAAAUUGAUGCGAACGUUUAUUUAAUAAAUGAAUCGAGAUAUAAACAGAUAAAAAUCAUAUUGAAAGACGAAAACUUUCCUGAAAGAAGUAAACUUUCUCAGAUUCUUCAUCUUUCGCUGGUGUAAAGCUGUGUAGUGAAAUUCAGUAUAACAUGCCGACAAAAUAAACAUAUAACGAUUUAUCAUAUUUUGUGAAAUAAGUAAUUGUUAUAUAUACAUUAAUUAAUGUCUGAAUAACAAUUUUAUUGCACAGCUAUGAUUGAAACAGGCAUGUUCGUGUAUGACAAAUUUCAUCGCGUCCUAUUCAACGUUCUCACGAAUAUGUGUACAUAACACAUCAUAAUAAUUCUCAUCAAAUAAAGUAUUCCCUUGCAAGGAAAUCAAAUGUGUUAUAAGGAUGUUCAAACGAAUACGGUUUUAACAUAAAAAAAUGUACCUAUAAUCUGCCAUCGAACAAAUUUAGAAAUGAUUUCUUUAGCUUCUACAUUUUCUAACUUUUUUUUUUUUGUUCUUUCCUUAUAAUUUGUAAUAACAUCUGUAAGAAAAAAAAGACAAAGAGGUUGUUAUCGCAAUUCGAGUUCUGACAACAAAAUACACUUCACGAAAAUAGACCGUAUAAUCGAUCGAAUAAAGAAGACCGCUGGCACAAGUUGAAAAUUAUUGCAAAAUUUUCUAGAACAUUUAUUGUCUGAAUUACUUUGUUAAGUAUUUGUAUGAUAAGUUGUCUUGUAAAAAUGUACCGAUUUUACUAAGAAAUUAAAUGUGUUACUGAAAGAAAA
Messenger RNA from Cataglyphis hispanica, 9604 nucleotides. RefSeq names its product forkhead box protein P1-like (gene FoxP). Gene Ontology annotation, biological process: regulation of transcription by RNA polymerase II. Gene Ontology annotation, cellular component: nucleus. The transcript has 19 exons. Gene Ontology annotation, molecular function: DNA-binding transcription factor activity, RNA polymerase II-specific; RNA polymerase II cis-regulatory region sequence-specific DNA binding. Lineage: Eukaryota; Metazoa; Arthropoda; Insecta; Hymenoptera; Formicidae. The record is from RefSeq and is a predicted model, not a curated record. The coding region runs from base 1221 to 3869 and encodes 882 amino acids.